Merops nubicus (carmine bee-eater) is the source of this 3063-nucleotide messenger RNA. RefSeq names its product phospholipase C, beta 2 (gene PLCB2). The transcript has 27 exons. The annotation marks the transcript as partial. The record is from RefSeq and is a predicted model, not a curated record. Gene Ontology annotation, biological process: lipid catabolic process; phosphatidylinositol-mediated signaling. Gene Ontology annotation, molecular function: phosphatidylinositol-4,5-bisphosphate phospholipase C activity; calcium ion binding. Lineage: Eukaryota; Metazoa; Chordata; Aves; Coraciiformes; Meropidae.
GAAACAGCAAGUGCUUCUCCUGUCAUUCUCCGAGUGGAUCCGAAGGGAUUUUACUUAUACUGGACCUAUCAGAACAAGGAGAUGGAAAUUCUGGAUCUAACCAGCAUCCGCGAUACCCGAGUCGGGCGGUUUGCCAAGAUCCCCAAGUGCCAGAAGCUCCGAGAGGUUUUUAACUUGGAUUACCCUCAUAGCACCUUCCUGCUUAAGACUCUGACUAUUGUUUCUGGACCUGACAUGGUGGACCUCACAUUCCAUAACUUUGUGUCCUACAAGGAGAACGUUGGCAAGAGCUGGGCCGAGGACAUUCUGGCCAUCGUUCGGAACCCCCUCACCUCCAACGCCUCUCGGUACACCUUCCUGGAGAAAAUCCUGGUGAAGCUGAAGAUGCAGCUUAAUGCAGAGGGGAAGAUUCCUGUCAGGAAUAUUUUUCAGAUGUUUCCUGCAGACAGGAAGAGGGUGGAAGCAGCAUUGAGUGCUUGUCAUCUUCCAAAGGGCAAGAAUGAUGCCAUCAACCCAGAAGAUUUCCCUGAGACCGUGUAUAAAACUUUCCUCAUGAAUCUGUGUCCACGGCCUGAGAUUGAUGAGAUAUUCACCUCACACCAUUUAAAAGCAAAGCCCUACAUGACCAAAGAGCACUUGGCAAAGUUCAUCAACAAGAAGCAGCGAGACUCUCGCCUCAAUGACAUCCUGUUCCCCCCAGCCAAGCCUGAGCAGGUGCAGAGCCUGAUAGAGAAGUACGAGCCCAGCGGGAUCAACAUCCAGAGAGGGCAGCUGUCUCCAGAGGGGAUGGUUUGGUUUCUCUGUGGGCCUGAGAACAACGUGAUAGCGCUGGACAAGCUGAUGCUGUACCAGGACAUGACGCAGCCACUCUCACACUACUUCAUCAACUCGUCACACAACACCUAUCUAACAGCGGGCCAGUUCUCUGGGCUCUCCUCCCCCGAGAUGUACCGCCAGGCGCUGCUGGCCGGCUGCCGCUGCGUGGAGCUGGACUGCUGGAAGGGCCGGCCCCCCGAGGAGGAGCCCAUCAUCACCCACGGCUUCACCAUGACCACCGAGAUCCUCUUCAAGGAUGCCAUUGAGGCCAUUGCAGAAAGUGCUUUUAAAACAUCUCUCUACCCUGUCAUCCUGUCCUUUGAGAACCACGUGGACUCGCCCAAGCAGCAGGCGAAGAUGGCCGAGUACUGCCGAACCAUCUUCGGAGACAUGCUGCUGACAGAGCCUCUGGAAAAGUACCCACUGAAGCCAGGAGUUCCUCUGCCAAGUCCUAAGGAUCUCUUGGGGAAGAUCUUGAUAAAGAACAAAAAGAAGCAAUCUGUAUCUGGGAAGAGGCAGAACUCUUUGAAGAAGGGGCGGAGUGUGGAACCAGAAAUCACAGAGCUGCCAGCCCCUGUGGAUGCUGAGGACACUGUCUGGGCAGGUGAUGUGGCUGAAGAGGAGCCAGAGGAAGAGGAUGAACAUCUUGGAAACCUCGAUGAAGAGGAAAUUAAAAAGCUGCAGUCAGAUGAGGGCACUGCUGGUCUGGAGGUGACAGCAUAUGAGGAGAUGUCCAGCCUCGUUAAUUACAUACAGCCCAUCAAAUUUGACUCCUUUGAAGUCUCUGCCCAGAAGAAUCGGAGCUACGUCAUCUCUUCCUUCACAGAGCUGAAGGCUUAUGACCUGCUCACCAAGUUCCCCGUGCAGUUUGUAGAAUACAACAAGCGGCAGAUGAGCCGCGUGUACCCCAAGGGCACCCGCAUGGACUCCUCCAACUACCUGCCCCAGAUGUUCUGGAACGUUGGCUGUCAGAUGGUGGCUCUCAACUUCCAGACCAUGGAUGUCCCCAUGCAGCAGAACAUGGCUCUGUUUGAGUUCAAUGGCCAGUGUGGCUACCUGCUGAAGCACGAGUUCAUGCGGCGGCCGGACAAGCAGUUUGACCCCUUCUCUGUGGACCGCAUCGACGUGGUGGUGGCCAGCACCCUGGCUGUCACGAUACUCUCUGGUCAGUUCCUCUCCGACCGCAGCGUGAGGACCUAUGUGGAAGUGGAGCUGUUUGGGCUGCCAGGGGACACAAAACGCAAAUACAGAACCAAGCUGACCUCCAGUGCCAACUCCAUUAACCCUGUGUGGAAAGAGGAGGCUUUUGUUUUUGAAAAGAUCAUGAUGCCUGAGUUGGCGUCUCUCAAAAUUGUGGCUUGGGAGGAAGGAGGGAAGUUCAUUGGUCAUCGUAUCAUUCCUGUUAUUGCCGUUCACUCAGGCUAUCACCACGUGUGUCUGCGCAGCGAGAGCAACAUGCCCCUCACCUUGCCUGCCCUCUUCGUGUACCUGGAGGUGAAGGACUACGUGCCCGACGCCUGGGCAGAUCUGACUAUUGCUCUCUCCAACCCCAUCAAGUUCUUCAGUCUGCAAGACAAGAGGUCGGUCAGGCUAAAAGAUGACUCAGGGGAGAGGCUUGGCACACAGAGGAAGCUUCCGUCUGCUGAAACUAACGGGAUACCAGACCCCACUGGGAAAUUCAGGAUUCCUCCUUCAAACGGGCCUGCAGAGCCCCAGACAGUCAGCCUCGCAGAGCUGCAGCAGAUGAAGCUCUUCCUGAAGCUGCUGAAGAAGCAGGAGAAGGAACUGAAGGACCUGGAGCGGAAAGGGAGUAAACGGAGGGAGGAACUGCUGCAGAAAUACUCUGUGCUCUUCUCAGAGCCUGUCUGCUCGGGGGGCAAGAAAAGGAUGGUGCACUCCAGGAAGAUCCAGAAGAAGAGGAGUCUGACCACAGGUGACGUUGGCACGUGUACAAACCCUGUAGAGGUGGCAGAAAGCAUCGACAGCCAGGUUGUGGAACUGAGGGAGAGGCUGGAGAUGGACCUCAUCCUCCUGGGGGAGGAGCACCACGAGGGGAUUCGGAGGAAGAAGGAGCAGCACGCCACGGAGCAAGUCACCAAGAUAAUGGAGCUGGCCAGAGAGAAGCAGAUGGCUGAGCUGAAGGCACUGAAGGAGUCAUCAGAAAGCAACAUCAAGGACAUCAAGAAGAAGCUGGAGGCCAAGCGGGUGGAGCGGAUCCAGAGCGUGCUGAGGAGCACGAGUGACAGG